Molecule: messenger RNA, 1879 nt
Organism: Toxotes jaculatrix (banded archerfish)
Lineage: Eukaryota; Metazoa; Chordata; Actinopteri; Toxotidae
Gene: hnf4b
Product: hepatic nuclear factor 4, beta
Exons: 11
Coding region: 276-1547 (423 amino acids)
Biological process (GO): cell differentiation; anatomical structure development; positive regulation of transcription by RNA polymerase II
Molecular function (GO): RNA polymerase II cis-regulatory region sequence-specific DNA binding; nuclear receptor activity; zinc ion binding
Source: RefSeq, a predicted model, not a curated record
GAGCAUCACAAAGCAGCUUUUCCACCCACCACAUGAAUGUUAGGAGUGACAUUGUAAAGAAGGUUAACAUCCGUAGGGAGGAUCAAGAGGACACAAACAAAAGCCGCAAACAAUUUCGGAAAGAAGAAAGAAAGGGAUCGGGCCCCAACAUGGGAUACAUGUGACGAAGAGAAGCUGAGCUGAAUGCGUGAUCUGGACGUUCCAGCGGAUACCGUUAGCGUUUUCCAUAUCAACCAGUUUCUUAAACCUUCUAAACAUAGAGCCUCAUCACAACCAUGAAGCUUACUGGGACUAUCAUUAAACUGGAGUAUACUCAUUGCAGCACAGACAAUGAACAUUUAAACAACAUGAUGGUGAUACCACAGCAUAUAAAUCCAACAGAUUUGCCAGCAGUAGCACCCACCUCAUCACCAUCACAGCCUGAUGGAGGUAGGACUCCUUGUUCGAUAUGUGCAGACAGAGCCACAGGUAAGCAUUAUGGUGCAUCCAGCUGUGAUGGCUGCAAGGGCUUCUUCAGGAGGAGCAUUCGCAACAACCACACUUACAAUUGUAGGUUCAACAGGCAAUGUACUGUGGACAAAGACAAAAGGAACCAGUGUCGUUACUGCAGACUACAAAAGUGUUUCAAAGCUGGAAUGAGAAAGGAAGCUGUUCAGAAUGAGAGAGACUGCAUCAACAGUCACAGAGCCAAGGGACAGACAGUGGGUACUCUGUCCAUCAAUGUGCUCCUGCGGGCAGAGGCCAGUGUGCAACAGUUCCAGGCGCUGGUCUCACCUAGGAGUCAUGACAUCAACACCAAGAAGACAGCCUGUGUGGGAGAUGUGUUUCAGUCCAUGAAGCAGCAACUCCUCCUGCUGGUGGAAUGGGCAAAGCACAUCCCUGAGUUUUGUGGCCUCCCAAUAGAUGACAGGGUUACCCUGCUUCGAACCCACUCUGCAGAACAUCUUCUUCUAGGGGCAGCAAGACGCUCUUUACCUUACAACAAUCUCAUUCUUCUAGGUAACGACUUUGUGAUCCCCCUGAGAGGUGCACAGAUAGAGGUGUCCAGGGUGGCUUUCAGAAUCCAAGAGGAGCUGGUCAAACCUCUCAGAGAGCUGGACAUCACAGACAACGAGUUUGCUUGCCUCAAAACAAUUAUCUUCUUUGCCCCAGGCUGUCCGGGUUUGGAGAGUCCUCAGGUGGUUCGACAUCUGCGUUUCCAGGCCCAACUGCUGCUAGAAGAAGCAACCAGUGAACAGCGGGGAAGGUUUGGGGAACUCUUGUUGAUCCUGCCUUCCCUGCAGAGUGUGGCCUGGCAGAUGGUGGAGACUCUCCACUUAGCACAGCUGCUGGGUGAAGCCAGAAUGGACAGCCUGCUGCUGGAGAUGCUGCUGGGAGAGGGAACCAAAGCAGAACAUGGAGUGGGUACAGGUUCGCCUCAGCCUUCAGACAAUUUCAAGACUCACGACGAGCAAAGAGCUUCACCUACUAAUUUCACCUCUGACAUCUCUCAUGUUUCAACAUCUCUUCCAAGUGGCUUCCAUGCGGCCCACACAGACUGGCACUGAGGUGUACAGACAUGGCGAUGCUGCCAGUGUGCCCACAGCAUACCAGAGGAGCACAUGAAUCACCCGAUCAACAACAUUUAGCACAAUGCAAGACUGUGAAAGAAAGACACUGACACAUGUAAAUAGGUUAAACUGAAUUAUAUCUAAACAUAGUUCACUCAUUGCAAACAUAUUACAGCAUGCUUGACUUGUAUUUAGAGCUAAAGUGCAAGACCCAACAUUUGUCAGCAGAGGGCACAAAGAGCCUGUACAGAAACACAUUUGUUGGCCCCUGUGGGUCAAGUUUUUCUUUUUAAAUAAAAGCCUUUAAUCAUGUUUUUGUGGUCAAAGAU